This is a messenger RNA of Emiliania huxleyi CCMP1516, 579 nucleotides long. RefSeq lists its product as hypothetical. The record is from RefSeq and is a predicted model, not a curated record. NCBI's taxonomy places the organism in Eukaryota, Haptophyta, Isochrysidales, Noelaerhabdaceae. Bases 1 to 579 code for a protein of 192 amino acids. The transcript has 6 exons.
AUGCCCGACUUUUCGAAGGACAGUCCGGCCUACGGGAACGUGUCGCGCGCCGGCGACGGUUGUGGCGUGGUGGUAAAAAAGAAAAAGGUGUGCGGCGUGUCAAAAGCGCGGUGUUUCGAGUACCGCGACAAGCUGCCCACCAAGCACUACCUCAAAAAGAAGAAGUCCGGCGGCGUCGCCGACAUCAAGUCGCGCGGCGUCAAGGACGAUGGCGCCCUCGUGAAGCUCGGAGACGUCGAACUCGCAGGAAAGGUGCCGAUCCGGGACCUACUGGGCAAGGUUGGGGAGGGGACGAAGAAGAUCACAGAGGCUGUGACCGACAUGCUCGGAGACUCGCUCUGCGGCCUGAUCGACAACAUCCUCAAGAAGGUCUUUUCCGGCGAGUCGUCGCUCGACAAGGUCAAGAAGCUCGUCACCUCGCUGGUGAGCUGCGGCGGCCUCUGGAACGCGCUCGAGGCCUUCUUCAGCCGCAUCGCCUGCGCGGUGGGCACCACCCUCAAGACGGUCAUCGUCGCCGUCAAGUGCCUCAUCGAGGAUGGCAAGUGCCCCAAGAAUGUCCUAGCGGCAGCAGUGUCCUAG